Messenger RNA from Caenorhabditis remanei, 1317 nucleotides. RefSeq lists its product as uncharacterized. Gene Ontology annotation, biological process: protein processing. NCBI's taxonomy places the organism in Eukaryota, Metazoa, Nematoda, Chromadorea, Rhabditida, Rhabditidae. Gene Ontology annotation, cellular component: plasma membrane. Gene Ontology annotation, molecular function: metalloendopeptidase activity. The record is from RefSeq and is a predicted model, not a curated record. The coding region runs from base 1 to 1317 and encodes 438 amino acids. The transcript has 8 exons.
AUGAUACGAAAAGUCGAGAGAGUCAGAACAGAACUGAUCAUGGACUUUAUUGGUUUGGAGACUGAACUGGAUCCUUCUGUCGAUCUUCUAGAGACAAACGCUUUCUAUGACUCGGCCGACAAUAGUUUAACUGGCACUGGAAACACGUUGAGUCAUGAAAUAGGCCACGGAUUCGACAUGAUUGGGAGGACUUCGGAUGAAAAUGGAGUUGACAAGGAUUGGUGGGCAAAAGAAGAUUUGGCGGAGUAUGAUAAGCGUGCGAAAUGCCUAGUUAAUCAAUACAAUAGUUAUGAUGAUCCGGAUUUCGGGAUGAAAUUGAAUGGGUCUACAACAAUAGACGAAAUAAUUGCGGACGGGUUGGGAGUGGAGACGUCUUGGAGAGCUUUCAAGAAGUUAGACCUAUCAAAAGAGCAACAUAUAGUUGGAUUCGAUAAUUACAGUAUUGCUAAAGUAUACUUCCGCAUAGCAGCUCUGGGAUCUAAGGAAGCACUAGUGUCUCCCGAUGAAUCUACCAGAAGUACUUCUGGAGUGACGUCUUCUAGGCCAACUGUUUCAACUUUUGAGAAUCCUAAGAAAACACCGAACUCAUCCAAAGUGCCAUCUGCUACAACUGAGAAAGCUGAAACAAAGACUGAGCCAGUUAUAUCUGAAACGACUGUCAGACCAAAUAUUCCAACUCUGAAACCUCGAAAUGUUUGUGAAACUCCGGAAUGCAUUACGUUGGCUCAUCAAUUGCUCAAUUGGCACGACCCGAGCAUUGAUCCAUGUGUAGACUUUUAUAAAUCAGCAUGUGGAAAGUACAAUGAACAUACUACGGUAUAUGGAACAAGGAGUCAGAAGAAGAAUCUUAUUGUGGCUAGUCUCAUUGAUGAGUAUCUUAUCAAAAACACGACUUACAAAACAAAGACUGAAAAUAAUUUCAAGUUCUACUACAACAAAUGUGUAGAGUUGCAGAAGAAUACAGAGGCGUUCCAAAGUAACUCGGAACAAGCACUGAAAGAUAUUUUUGAUGAUAUUAAAACUAUCGGAUCAUGGCCUCUUUUGGAUAAAAAUUGGGAUAAAUCAAAGUUCAAUUUGAAUGACAUGCUUUUCAAAAUAGCUAGUUUCGGGAAAAUGGAAUUCGGGUUGUUUGAAAUCGCCAUCUCAGAUUCACUGAUAAUCUCACCAGUUGGGGAAAGAAUCGAACCGGAUGAGAGUCUGAAAAAGACUAUCAAAGAAAUUCUGAAAGAAAAUGGAAUCAAAGUUAGUGACAAAACUCUGAACAAGGAUUUUGACGAGUAUGCAAGUUUCAUACAGACUCUUGACCAGGUUUGCUAA